This is a messenger RNA of Mycetomoellerius zeteki, 2828 nucleotides long. RefSeq names its product synaptic vesicle glycoprotein 2C. Lineage: Eukaryota; Metazoa; Arthropoda; Insecta; Hymenoptera; Formicidae. Gene Ontology annotation, molecular function: transmembrane transporter activity. Gene Ontology annotation, biological process: transmembrane transport. Bases 187 to 1791 code for a protein of 534 amino acids. Gene Ontology annotation, cellular component: membrane. The transcript is spliced from 10 exons. The record is from RefSeq and is a predicted model, not a curated record.
UACGUUGAUCUAUCGUCAUCAACGAGUGACGCCGUGACGGUCUAAGGGAGGACGGUCUACACCGACGUUUCUGUACCACCCACGAUCGACAGUCACAAAUUAGACUUCUUCGCGAUUGACUUGACUGGUGCCUACCGUAGCUCCUUCUGGUCCUGGAAAUUUUGUAAGACGCAUCUCCACUGCAUCAUGGUCAGCCGCAUCUCCACCAUCUCUCUUUCUAUAGAGAAGGAGACUAAAGAUCAUGAGACCAAGGAAGAUACCGCAGAUUUUGAGAAAGCCAUGGAAAUAUGUGGUAAUGGAAGAUAUCAAUAUACUUUCCUGCUGGUUUGUGGCGUGAUGUUUAUCUGCGUUGGCUGCCAAUUUGGGACGAGUGCGUAUAUUCUACCGUCAGCUGAAUGUGAUCUAAACAUGAAAUCCGAAGAGAAAGGGCUAUUAAAUGUCGCCUUCCUUGCAGGUUCGGUGUUCAGCGCACUUUUCUGGGGAAUCUUCGCAGGUGUCUAUGGAAGAAGAAAUAUUCUGCUGAUAAAUCUCUUCGGCGACAGUAUCAUUACGCUGAUCACGAGCUUCUUGCAAAAUUUUAAGCUGCUGCUGGCGUUCAGAGUCAUAAGCGGAUUCUUAAUGGGCGGACCCGGUUCCGUGAUAUAUAUGUACCUUGGCGAGUUCCACGCGGAAAAGUACAGAGCGAAGAGCAUCUGUUACCUAGGCUUUUUUUUCACUCUCGCUUGGUUAAUAUUGCCUGGUUUAGCAUGGAUAAUAAUACCAUUGCCGAUAUCCUUCAAUUUUUACGGCAUUCAGUAUAAUUCUUGGAGAUUAUUCCUUGGCGCUAUCAGUGUACCAUCUUUCAUUAUUGCCGUUAUAACUUUAACGUAUCCGGAAAGUCCAAAAUUUCUAGUGUCGCAAGGCAAGACUGACGAAGCUCUCGCGAUUCUCCAAACAAUCUAUGCGGUGAAUACAGGACGUGAUAAGAGCGAGUUUCCGGUGAAGGAACUUCUCUCCGAUGCCGUGUUCGAAGUAGAAAAGAACAAGGCGCCAUUAUCUUCGUCGGACAAGCUGAUGGAAUUGCUGAAAAAUAUUUGGUGGCAAUUGCGUACAACUGCAACACCACCUAUCUUGAAGUACGCUUCCCUCUUGUGGAUAAUUUAUUUCACGAAUAUGUUUGGGUACUACGCCUUUAAUCUCUGGCAACCGGAAUUGUUCAAUCGCUUCGAGAACUAUCAUCAAUCGCAUCCGAAUGUAUCCGUGACGGUCUGCGAACUAAUACGUGAAUCGCAGACAUUAAAUCACACUGUUCCAGAGGAACCGCUCCUGUUUUCAACAAACGAAGACACUACGGAGUGCAAGACGCACAUAGACGAACGGGUGUUCAUUAAUUCUCUGACAAUCAACACUGUUUGCUUGUUUGGCAAUAUCAUCUCUGGAUAUCUAGCAAAUCGAGUUGAUCGUCGAACAAUGCCAGUGACCACAAUGAUGGUAGCUGGCAUCGCUAGCUUCGGUAUGUACUUUGUGAGAUCCUCGCUGCAGAUCCUUAUAACUGCCUGCGUGUUCACUCUGAUGGCAGCCACGGCGAAUUUCGUGAUUUCCAGUGUUGCGGUCGACGUCUUUCCUACACACGUGGCCGCCGCCGCGGUGUCCAUGAUGGUGUGCUUGGGAAGGUUCGGCGCGAUGACGAGUAAUCUCGCGUUCGGUAUGCUGCUGGAUCUCAGCUGCGAGAUCCCGAUAUUCCUAGUAGCCGGUAUCACCACAUUUGGCGGAUUGUUAUGCUUCUUGAUACCGAGUAAGAAAAAGAAAUAAAUGUCGACGCUCAAGGAAGAAACAGACAUGUUAAAUUUAAGAAGAGGACAAUCUAAAGUGUUUCGAAUGUGUCGUGUUAGUUAUGGCACACAAAAAACGUAAUUAAAUAGUAAAACGCAGUAAAACGUAAGCAGUAAGCAAAUCAAUACUUUUUAUUUGCUAUUGCUUACGUUAUUACCUUAUAUAUGGUCUCUACUGUGAUUAACUGAUUCACUUACUGCUUACGUUUUACUACCUUGCGUUUUUCUCUGUGCCAUCGUUGUUAUUUUUUUAUCAAAUAUGCGAUUUGCAAAGUUUGGAAUAUGAAAGAGCGCUUACUGUAAAUAAUAAGCAUCGAUAUUGAUAAGUUCUCGCACAAAAAUCUAGCUUACAUAAUCGCGCAUCAAAACGUUCAGUGAGAUUAGCAUAAUUUAUUUCCAACCAAUUUAUUCUGAUAAAAAGCGCAAAUUUAUCGAUACUUGUUUAAUUAUUAAAAAUUAAAUGAUAAAUCGUCCCUUAUCAGUCAUUAAUUUUAUCGGCUUGUCAAUGACGAUCUAAUUUCACUGAUCGAUAUACAUUUCAUAUCGUUUUAUUACAAUCUGGCAACGCUUAUCGAUUAAGUCAUUUGUAAAUAAUUAUUUCAAUAUUUAUUAAUUCGUAUUGUAUAUGUGUGUAAUAUAUAAGUAAUACGUUAAUUGCCGACGUGUUUCAUUGCACACGUGGCAAAUGUAACGAGCGAAUCUUCGUCGCGAUAAUGUAUUAUAAUACAUGUAUAAUACAUAUAUAAGAAUAGAAAUAAAAAGUAUGACAAAGGGAGAAGGUACUUUAAUUAUCAUAUACGAAAAAAUAGGGGCAACCAUUAUUUGAAAUACCUUACGUCAAGCAGGGACAAAUUAACGCACAGCAAUUACGCACUAAUCAUCGUGCAACAAAUGAAAGAUACUUAUCUGCCAGUUUCUAAACGAGUUGGAUUAAGUGUCGUUUCCUGGUAAGCCCCGCAGGAGUUUCAGGGUUUAAUCACCCGAUGUUUAUGGUGCACCUAUCGUGCAUUAAAAUCG